AUGUCAACUGUUAUUAAUACAAUACCCAAUCAAGCAUCUUAUUCAAAGAGACAACGAUAUGAAUUUGAAAUAUUUGAUAAAUCUAUAAAAGAAAUUGAAAAUUUAUUUAAACAAGAUAUAAAUAUUCAUCCAAUAAAGAGACAAAAAUUACAACAACAACAAGUUCAACAACCAAAGAUAAAUAUUGCAAAUAGUUUUGAUUCACAAAAUAAUUAUACACAUCAAAAUGAACGUUUAGAUAGUUAUUUGAAAAAAAAUCAAAAAUCUGAUUCUUAUAAUUCAUUAUUUUCAAUAAAUGAUAAUAACCGCCAACAUCAUCAACACCAACACCAUCAACACCACCAACAUCAACAUCAACAUCAACAUCAUGAUGAAUUAACAAAAUCAUUCUUAAACAAUCAAUCAUCAAAUCAUUCUAAAAAAUUACCAAUCGUACCACCAAGUAUAAUUAAUCAUAUUCGUUUAGAAACUGGUAAAAAAAUUGAUUAUUAUGUUAAUGAUAUUUCAAAUUUUACAUUAGAUGAUAAUUUUAAAAAUGAUUUAAUUUAUAAUGAAGAUGGUUUAUUUUUACAAAAUGAUGAAAUUAUAACUAAUUUAAUUAAUAUUAUUGAUUCAAAUAAAGAAGAUUAA
Messenger RNA from Hansenula ciferrii, 630 nucleotides. RefSeq lists its product as uncharacterized. The coding region runs from base 1 to 630 and encodes 209 amino acids. The transcript has a single exon. Lineage: Eukaryota; Fungi; Ascomycota; Saccharomycetes; Phaffomycetales; Wickerhamomycetaceae. The record is from RefSeq and is a predicted model, not a curated record.